Mugil cephalus (flathead mullet) is the source of this 1243-nucleotide messenger RNA. RefSeq lists its product as uncharacterized. The transcript has 4 exons. The record is from RefSeq and is a predicted model, not a curated record. Bases 258 to 845 code for a protein of 195 amino acids. NCBI's taxonomy places the organism in Eukaryota, Metazoa, Chordata, Actinopteri, Mugiliformes, Mugilidae.
UGGCUCCAACUACCAGACUCCAGGUUGUAUCAAACCUGGAUCGUCUUUAGUGAUUCUCUUUGAUUUCUUCCACUAAUUCAUUUUAACUUUGAAGAAACUCCAGAAACCAGUAAAUUCCAAGAACCUAGAUCACAUAUUGAAUUAUGUGGCUCUACCCUGCACCUCAAGUUUUUCUUUGAUAUAAAUUGACGUCUUCUCCUGGGUGGACCAACACGUAUCUCACCACCAGUGACCACAAUACUGGACAAGGUGGAAAAAUGCAUGGUAUCCAGUCUCCGUUUCUUCUGCCCGUACUCACUGAAGUGUACGGUGGAGAGAAGAGGUGGGAGAGAUGCAGUGCAUUGUCUGUGAUAAACAAGAGAAAAAUGAGCUCGCGACUUAAAAUCUGCCUCCGGCUCCUCUUGUGGCUUUGCUUGGGGAAAGUGCUGCAGGAUGUUGCUGCAGGCGUGAGUCCAUCUGACUCAUCCGUCUCUGAUGCAAACCGAAUGUUCGAGAUCCUGCUGGGCGGGUUGGAGAUGGACCAGGACAACAACGUCGUCCUGCUCGACGGGGAGAUGGCGUCGAUGAGGCAGGGCCGGGCGUUCCUGUCCCGGAUCAACGACAACAUUCCCAGGGGUCGCGGCUCCAUGGUGCAGAUGCUGAGCGCGCUGCAGGGACAGAGGAGGAGGGGGCCACUGACGCAGGGCGAAUUUGAGAACGUGGUCCUGAGCAUGGUGUACUCGGCCCAGCAGGCCAGACAACAGGACGGAGAAGAGGAGCGGGAGGCCUGGGGCGAAGUGCUCCUCCAGCUCGCAAAUGUCACAGUGCAUGAACUGCGAGGAAGUUAUCUCUUGAGUUAUGCUUAAUGCGCCGCUCUGUGUGAUAUAAAGGUGUAUGCAGUCUUAAUGGGAUGUGUUUCAGAAAUAUUCGCGUAUGCGAUCAGAGGGAGUGGGAAGAAUAAAAAGGAAAGAAUAUUUGUAGUACUUUUAUAAGUCUAAUUCAGCGUAAUCAUCUUCUGUAAUCAAUUAAAAAAAACUCCAGGACAAAGUCGUUCCAUGACCACAACCAUAACAUCUUCUGGCCAUUACCUGCAUGUAUGAGUUCAGGUUAAAUACGUUUUAUACUUCACUUAUUGCGUUUGCCACUAAUAGCUAUUUUAAUACCUUCUAUUAGCUUCUAAUACAUACGUGUCCAGUAAACCAGACACUGCUUUUGCAUCGGUUUUUCUGUACUUUCCCGUCACAAAUAAACUAUAGUGAUUAUA